Molecule: messenger RNA, 1681 nt
Organism: Vespa mandarinia (Asian giant hornet)
Lineage: Eukaryota; Metazoa; Arthropoda; Insecta; Hymenoptera; Vespidae
Product: UNC93-like protein
Biological process (GO): regulation of muscle contraction; regulation of potassium ion transport
Cellular component (GO): plasma membrane; striated muscle dense body
Molecular function (GO): potassium channel regulator activity
Source: RefSeq, a predicted model, not a curated record
CGAAUCUAUCAUGAUCGUGAUCAAUUGGAGUUGGACAAGGAUCACAAAUCUCAUGGAUCAAGGAUCGCAUUCUUCGUCAUUUUUUCGAAGAAUCUGUCAUCUUAAGAGCUCGUCUUACUAGGUUAUUAUGAAUAAAACUCACUGAAGAAGGAAUAAAAGAAAAGAUGACUGGGAAAUGCCAACGUAAGAAAACAGAAGUGAAAAAAGUGGAUUAAGAAAAGGAUAAAAGCGGAAGGCAGGAAAGGCGCAAGGGAAAAGAAAGAUGGGCUCUUUGCCAAAUCUACAUGAGUUGUCGAAGGAGAAACUCGAAAGUCCUGUUUACAGAGCCGUAGCAAUUGGUGGACUAGGUCCGAUGAGAUUGCCCGCUCAAACUCAACCGUUAGCACAUACCCAUCGUCGUGCGAGAAGCAGUGGAAAUCAUCAUACCACUACCUUGUGGGAUAAUGACGCUAUGUUAGAGCACAUGGCAGCGUACUCGCCGAUUUCAUGUCGCUCGACCAGGACAUCCGCCGCGUUGUCUUGGAGACGACGAGACUCGAUGAAUUCCUCAGCGGGAGCUUCAUCAGUCCGUCGAUUGAUAGCUGCCGUAAGAACAACUCCGUCCGGGCCACGUCCGACAAAGAAAGCAAUUCUAAGGCAUUGCGCGGCUCUCCUUCUCGGCCAUGCAACUUCCUCAGCCGCGAUCUUGCCGAUCUUUCCUCUCCAAGCUGGUCUUGGGACAUUCAACCCUCAUCUUGGACCGAUAUUAUUGGCUCUACUUUAUGCCAUUGCUGCGAUCACCGCUUGUUUCGCGCCGAUUCUUCUUCAAAAACUUGGCACGAAUCUCGUAAUCAGCCUCAAUCAUUUUGUUACGACAAUCUUCGUCGGUGUGCACUUAUAUCCGAAGUGGUAUGUGCUCUUACCUAGUUACGCCAUCUUGGGUGCCUGCGUCAGUCCGAGUUUUUUGGCAAGGACCUCGCACGUCAACAUAUCGGCAAGUUGUUUAGCUUUGCUCUGUGUCGAUCCCGAAGAUCCAGACGAAACUAGGCGUGAUUGUCUCUUGAGAAGACUCAACAGAGGCGUCAAAUUGGCAGAAGAUGUGGGUCUCGCAAUAGGUUGCCUGAUCGCGGCAGUCUUGGUAAAACUUACGGACUCGAUCCCACCAGAUGUAACGGAAAGCGAGAUUGAAGACAUUUGCGGUGCAGAGUAUUGCCCCGAAGAGACUUAUUUCUAUAACGAAAGUCUCUAUUUACCAUCAAUAUCAAAUAAUACGUCGAAGAUGUUGAUUAGUAUUUGGUUCGGCCUUGCCGUUCUAGGAAUGGGCAUUUCCUGUGCCUUUCUCGAUUCGAGAAUGAAGGAACCGCAAAAUAUAAACGACAGAGUUAGCACACGUAACAUUUUCAAAUCCAUCAAGUGCGCCUUUCAAGAUCCAAAGCUGCAAUUAGCAGCUCCAUUAACACUCUUCAUCGGCCUCGAGCAAGGUUUCAUUUACGCCGACUUCACUGAAGCAUAUGUGGCUUGCGCCCUUGGCGGAGUUGGCACCAUCACUGUCAGUUUUCUGAGCUUGGCUUUGUUACAGGGUCUCGCCGGCGUAACGCUCUCCAUGUUAUUGAGGCACAUCAAGAGAUACUUUGUCGUAGGUAAGGUGCUUCUCGCUUCGACGAUAAUAUAAACAUUUAUUGGAAAAGUAUUUACAUACCUC